Messenger RNA from Cavenderia fasciculata, 807 nucleotides. RefSeq lists its product as uncharacterized. The transcript has 3 exons. The record is from RefSeq and is a predicted model, not a curated record. NCBI's taxonomy places the organism in Eukaryota, Evosea, Eumycetozoa, Acytosteliales, Cavenderiaceae. Bases 1 to 807 code for a protein of 268 amino acids.
AUGAAUCCAAGAUAUGAUGGCACUUCAUGUGAUAGAGCUUUUACUGAACCAGACUAUUUGUCUUCAGGCAAUGCAAACAAUACAGCAGUUAAUUUAAAUGUAACUAUUCCAUUCAACGAAUUAUACGAAUCCAUUUUAUCAUUGGACAAGGAUAUUAUGUUGAAUGAAACAUUAUUGGUUAGAUUUGUUUGGUCAGAAUUACCAAAUAUUGGUUUUGGUGCAGAUGCCUCUCUUACUCCUCAAACAAAUCCAGUUGCUUUAACAGCUCCUGCUGGACCCAAUAUUGCAAGUCCAGAAGGUUUCUCUUUACUUAUUCCUUAUUGUUGUACUGUAACAGCAUCACUUACAGGUACAAAUCAGCCGGUAUCAUUAAGAUUAAAUAGACUAAAUGGUAUUACUUUGGAAAGAAUUUAUCAUAGUUUAUUUGUUACUGCCUCAGUUGCAAACUCUGCCAUCUACAACAACAAUGUGGCUUCAACAAAUUUGGAACAUUUCUAUACCAAUAUUAAUAAUACUAGGAGAAUGCAGUAUGAUUAUUACACAGGUUUAAAUGAUGAUUAUAAAGCAUUGCGAGACAAAUUGAUAGAUUCAACCAUUCAAACACCAAAUAUCCACAACUAUAAUUGGUGUUGGUUGGAUAGAUUUGAUGAUGGAUCAUUUGGUAUUCUAGAUGAAAAUAUUGUUUCUGGUAUUGAUUUAAAUCUAGGAGAGGUUAAAUGGGAUUUUAUUGCAUUUUUAAGUGUAGCAACCAAUCUUACCCAUCAAUCAACAGUGGAAAAUGAAAUUCAACAAACAGACAAUUAUUAA